This is a messenger RNA of Rotaria socialis, 510 nucleotides long. The record is from the annotation of a GenBank genome assembly. Lineage: Eukaryota; Metazoa; Rotifera; Eurotatoria; Philodinida; Philodinidae.
AUGAAGCUAUAUCUUGAAGAAAUGCCUCCAUCAUUUCAUGGAAAGUCUUUCGCUGAAAGUGCCCUAGUUUGUUUUAAACUUGGUGUGAUGCUUCUUGCAAUCGAAAAAGAACGAAAAGAUGAAUAUGGUAACACAAGAAUGGCCGUGGAUAUUGUACCAUGUGAUGAUUGUAUUAUUAUUCGUGGAAGUCGUGCGUUCAUUGUUUGCAUGUCAAGCGAAGAUGCGAAUCGAACUAUCCACGAUGCUGAUGUUACUCAACCUCUGAUGACACAACAGUCUGAAAGAGCAAGCACACCAUGCUAUCAGCGUAGUAACACCUUUCUAGAAGAGGAUAUGUCAAGCUUUGAUUCUACGGGUAUGUUUUAUUUUACACCAUCACGUAACAUACAAGAUGCUGUUCUCGAUGUAAACUCACUUCGCGAAUAUCAUAACAUUCGUCAUCGACCACAAACUGUACAAGAUGAUGGAAUACAAUGUAAACAUCCACUUCAAUUUCGAGACCGUACGUAA